AGUCAGACUUAGACUGAGCAACUUAGCACACACACUCUACUGUGUACCAGGCACUGUCCAAGUAAGUGCUUUGUAUGCGUUAGCUCAUUCAACUUCCAGGGCAUCCCCAUGAAGAACUUACUAUUAUUAGUUAAUAUUAUUCCCAUGUUUACAAAUGAGACUGGAGCUUUUAAAGGUUAGGUUUCCUGCCAAAGCCAUUAGCACUACAUAUGCUCCCAAUAGACCAAGUAACUUGUCAGCUCUGGGCUUUGUUGAUGAUGGUUUUCUACUAAUCCUGCCUUUCUCCUUGUUUCUUUCUUUUGAACUCCUACAUAUCUUCAAAGUCCAUAUCAAAACCCCCCUUUUGGGUGGAGUCUUCUAUUUUACAUAGACAAAAACAAAGGCAUGAGAAUUAAUAUUUUUUUGAGCAUCUAUUAUUUUCUAGGACUCCGUACAUAUUAUCUCCUAUUAUCCUCACAAUAGGAUGUUGCAGUGCAGUGCUUCUAAUGUCCUUAUUUGGAAGAUGAGAAGACGAAGGUUUAGAGAUUUUAAAUAACUAGCCCAAAGUUACACUUCUAUGGGUGAAAAACAGAAUUCAAAUCAGAGUGGAGCAGCAUGGAAGCCACCAGCCAGAUCCCCAUGGAAGUUGUGCUCCCCAAGCACAUCCUGGACAUCUGGGUCAUUGUCCUCAUCAUCCUGGCCACCAUUGUCAUCAUGACCUCCUUGUUGCUGUGCCCGGCCACCGCAGUCAUCAUCUAUCGCAUGCGAUCCCAUCCCAUCCUGAAUGGGGCCGUCUGAGAACCUCCCAGGAGGGGCGGGUGAGGGAUGAGGACAGCGUCCUGACCCCCAGCAUCUUCCCCUUUCCUAGAAAAGCAGCAGGGGGAACUUUGCAGCAUGGACUUUGGAGCUCGACAUGUGAGGAGACCUGAGUUCUAGCUUUGAUUCUGCCACUGGCCAGCGGUGUGAGUUUGGUCUAGGGACCUAAUUCCAUGAGUUCCAGGUUCCUUAUCUUCCAAACGGGGAUCAUGCUCCCUGCCGUCCUACCUCAUGGAGUUGUGAGAACCCAUGACCUGGUGGAGGUUAAAGCUUGUUAGUGAGCAGAUUCACAGGUGUUAACUGUUGGCUGUUGAUCAGCUUUGAAGAACCAUAGACCCUUAUUACUGAUGAGAGCCUUCAAGGUGGUGAGGGAGACCCUGGGGCAGAGCAGCCUUGCCAGUGACCCUCAGGUGAAAUGAAGCAAAAGCACCCUGUCCUUGUUCCAAGGGACCAACAGCAUGUGGCUCAAUGUUGUUUUCUUUGAGGUGCCACUCCCUUGAGUUUUCUAAUUUGGGAGGGAAUUAAGUGUGGCAGGGGGAGGGAGUUGAGUGGAUCUUCCCAGGACACCAGAAGCUCUCCCCCCGUGCAAUCUGGAGGGGGCUCCACCAUUUUUUGGCAAUGACAAGGGAUCUGGGGUGAUGGACUUCAUUUUGCAUUAGAUUUGCAAAGCUUUGACACUCAAGCAGUGUUGGCAAAUGCAGAAUGACUGAGUUCCCUGGCCAGCUUUCAGGAUCUCAGCCCCCAUCCCCUGUGAGCUCCUCUGCCCCAGCUCCUGCAUAACACAUACUCCCUUCAUUCCCUCCCGCCAACACUACAACCAUUCCAAGGUAUAGGCUUAUAUUUUAAGAGAUGUUCCCAGGAAUUUGAAACUAACUCAAACAACAAUGUUUAUUUUUAAUGCUAUGACUUAUAUUUAUAUGUAUAGAGAGAUUUCUGGACUACUCGAGCUUUUUGGUCAAAACCAGGAGCAUCUGGAGAUUGGUUAAAUUAUGUAAGAAGAUAGCACAGGUUAUCAGGAUAUUAUUGUGUGAAAAUUAUAUACUUUUACUUUGAUCUGAUUUCAUUGAUGUACACAAUUAAUUUCCAAUAAAGUGCUAGAAUGUAGAAUGAA
Messenger RNA from Bubalus bubalis (water buffalo), 1906 nucleotides. RefSeq names its product small integral membrane protein 3 (gene SMIM3). The transcript is spliced from 2 exons. The coding region runs from base 595 to 777 and encodes 60 amino acids. The record is from RefSeq and is a predicted model, not a curated record. NCBI's taxonomy places the organism in Eukaryota, Metazoa, Chordata, Mammalia, Artiodactyla, Bovidae.